UACAUUGCUUUGUACCUCUAUUGCUCAAAUAGCAUGGUCCGACAUCCCAAAUAUUACAGUGCCUUGUACUGUUCUUAUCUCUAGGUUCUUCCUUCUCUCUCUAAAGGUACCCAUUUUUGCCAACUUGGAGCCACUUUUUUUUUUCAUUUCCCUCCCUUGAUCGUCCAACUUUCAACCUUAAAUGCUCCCAAAUUCUCUCAUGCACUGAUACUCACAGACAGGCCUCAAGUCGCCGAUCAUCGAAUAGUUUAUUCUUGUUUAUCUGUGAAAUUUUUAUUUUGUGCUCGCCUCGAUCUGAGAGGUGGUGAAGGUUUUGAUGAAGAAUUAUUUGGGAAAUUCACACCGGAGUAUUGAUGGGUGAUCAUCGAUAUGCCUCAACUGCGUAGAGGGCGCCGGCCCACUCAACAAGCCGACCCGAAUAAGAAAACCCCGGUUAAAAGGAGGAACACCAGGCGAAUUGCAGGGAGACGAACCUCAGUGAAAAAGGAUAAUAAGAGUAAUACGGAUAAGGAAUUUGUGGUGCUGGAUUAUGAUGGUGGAGAUAGUGGGAAUAAAAAUGUUGCUGCUGCUGGUACUUCUUUGAGAAAUACGACGUCGUUGAAGGGUGAGGAUAAUAGGAAAGCCGAGGAAGUGAAGGAAGAGGUGGGCGUAAAGAAGAUGGAUGAUUGUGAAAGUGGUGGUGACAAGGGCAGCACUGCUCCCCUUCCCGAACGGGUCCAGGUUGGUGGUUCUCCAGCUUAUCGAAUUGAGAGGAAACUGGGGAAAGGAGGAUUUGGACAAGUGUACGUUGGUCGCCGAAUAAAUCCCCCAAAUCUGAAUGAAAGAACGGGGCCAGGAGCUGUGGAGGUAGCCUUAAAAUUUGAGCAUCAGAGCAGCAAAGGCUGUAAUUAUGGACCCCCUUAUGAGUGGCAAGUCUACAGUGCACUAGGUGGCAGUCAUGGCAUUCCACGCGUACAUUACAAAGGACGGAAAAGUUCUUAUUACAUUAUGGUUAUGGAUAUGCUUGGUCCUAGUUUGUGGGAUGUCUGGAACAAUAAUCCACACGCUAUGUCCAUCGAAAUGUUGGCAUGUAUUGCUAUUGAAGCAAUUUCCAUCCUAGAGAAAUUGCACUCUAGAGGAUACGUACAUGGGGAUGUGAAGCCUGAGAACUUUUUGCUUGGUCUGCCGGGAACACCUGAAGAGAAAAAACUUUUUCUUGUUGAUCUUGGAUUAGCCACCCGUUGGCGAGAUAGUUCAACUGGCCUGCAUGUUGACUAUGAUCAACGGCCAGACAUAUUUAGGGGAACCGUACGUUAUGCCAGUGUGCAUGCUCAUCUUGGAAGGACUGGGAGCCGUAGGGAUGAUUUGGAAUCUCUCGCCUAUACAAUGAUUUUUCUUCUGCGUGGUCGACUCCCUUGGCAAGGGUUUCAGGGUGACAAUAAAGGUUUCCUUGUCUGCAAAAAGAAGAUGGCAACUUCUCCAGAAUCUCUAUGUUGCUUCUGCCCUGCUCCUUUCAGACAGUUUGUUGAUUAUGUUGUGAACUUAAAGUUUGACGAGGAGCCUAAUUAUGCGAAGUACAUUUCCCUUUUUGAUGGGAUAAUUGGUCCAAAUCUGACCAUCAGGCCAAUCAACACUGAGGGUGCUCAGAAGCUUAUAUAUCAAGUUGGACAAAAGAGAGGAAGGCUCAUGAUGGACGAGGAUGAUGAUGAGCAACCAAAGAAAAAAGUCCGCAUCGGAAUGCCUGCAACACAGUGGAUUAGUGUGUAUAAUUCUCGCCACCCUAUGAAGCAGAGAUAUCACUAUAAUGUGGUAGAUUCAAGGCUUGCUCAGCAUAUUGGGCGAGGAAACGAAGAUGGACUAUUAAUCAGCAGCGUGGCAUCUGCUUCGAACUUGUGGGCCCUAAUUAUGGAUGCAGGGACAGGCUUUAGUGCUCAAGUUUAUGAACUCUCACCACAAUUUCUUCACAAGGAAUGGAUUAUGGAACAGUGGGAGAAAAAUUAUUAUAUCAGUGCAAUAGCAGGGACUAAUAAUGGAAGCUCAUUAGUAGUUAUGUCGAAAGGUACUUCGUAUCUACAGCAGUCCUAUAAAGUCAGUGAUUCGUUUCCAUUUAAGUGGAUCAACAAAAAAUGGAGGGAGGGGUUCUUUGUCACUGCCAUGGCAACUGCAGGAACUAGGUGGGCAGUUGUUAUGUCCCGUGGGGCUGGUUUCUCGGAUCAGGUUGUCGAGUUGGACUUUCUUUAUCCCAGUGAAGGUGUUCAUAAAAGGUGGGACGCUGGUUAUCGCAUCACAUCAACUGCAGCAACUUGGGAUCAAGCUGCUCUUGUUCUUAGUGUUCCAAGAAGAAAGCCUGCAGAUGAAACACAGGAGACACUUCGGACUUCUGCUUUUCCAAGCACACAUGUUAAGGAAAAGUGGUCAAAAAAUCUCUACAUCGCAUCGGUAUGUUAUGGGCGAACUGUUUCUUGAUGCAUCCCCAAUUUUUUCGUGUACAAGAUUACACCUCUUUGUACGAGCUGCAACUGACUUGCACAUUUUUUCGCGAUUGAAGAGUUGUUCUCAUGUUUUCAACUGCCAAGCCAAACAGGUCGUGCCAUUCGAUAUUGACCUGUGCUUGUGUUGUACCAUCGAAGUAUAAUAUUAUUAUUUGCAACGCCCGGUCACUAUACUGCACUUGUUAUGAAAUGAUUUGAGCAGCUUCAAAUCUUUCGCUUGUAGUUAGCUUAUUGCUUGAAGUUUGUACAGUUUUGAACCGUAAUUACUUGAUUGGAGGCAAAGCAUACAGAUUUUAUAUCUGGAUUCCGAUGGUAUUUUGAUACGUGCACCCCUAUUUAUGUGUAAUCUAUUUUGAAAA
This is a messenger RNA of Olea europaea var. sylvestris, 2830 nucleotides long. RefSeq names its product casein kinase 1-like protein HD16. Gene Ontology annotation, biological process: endocytosis; peptidyl-serine phosphorylation; signal transduction. The record is from RefSeq and is a predicted model, not a curated record. The transcript is spliced from 16 exons. Bases 370 to 2445 code for a protein of 691 amino acids. Gene Ontology annotation, molecular function: protein serine/threonine kinase activity; ATP binding. Gene Ontology annotation, cellular component: cytoplasm; nucleus. NCBI's taxonomy places the organism in Eukaryota, Viridiplantae, Streptophyta, Magnoliopsida, Lamiales, Oleaceae.